AUGGGACUGUCAACUGCCGUGGUAAUUUGGUCGCCACUGCCAUCAGCUACUGAUAACGUGGACGUGUUCGACUCCAGCAACAUCACAUGUAAAGACGAAGAUGGCAAUGUUGUGGAAUCCAAUGGAACAUAUGCCCUUGGUCCAACAACAGUGACAUGCAAUGCUACCGACAUGGCAGGAAAUCGGGGCAUUUGUAACUUUUCAAUCACAAUAAUAGAUACCGAAGCGCCUAAUGUCACCUGUCCUAGCAGCAUCCCUUCCAUGAGUACAGACAUGGGACUGUCAACUGCUGUGGUCAUUUGGUCGCCACUGCCAUCCGCUACUGAUAACGUGGACGUGUUCGAUUCCAGCAACAUCACCUGUAAAGACGAUGCAGGCAAUGUUGUGGAAUCCAAUGGAACAUAUGCACUUGGUCCAACAACAGUGACAUGCAAUGCUACCGAUAUGGCAGGAAAUCAGGGCUUUUGUAACUUUUCGAUCACAGUAAUAGAUGCUGAGGCUCCUGUUAUUGACUAUUGCCCACAAAGUGUGGUGAAUGAGACAUCUGAGGCAACAUUCAGCUCGAUAUGGACUCCACCAAAUGCAACUGACAAUAGUGAUCCUGCCAAAAAUUUAACAAUAUUAUCAUCACAUAACCCGGGUGAUAACUUCACUGCGGGUACAAUUACUGAAGUCGAAUAUAUAUUCAUUGAUACCUCAAACAAUUCUGCCGUGUGCAUCUUCAAUGUGACACUCAGUGACAUCGGUGAUCCUGUGUUUCUCACUUGCCCGGACAGACUGGUGUUUACACUUGCACAAGGACAAGAUAGAAUUCUUGUCAACUUUGCCAUACCAAUUGUUGAGGAUAAUUCUGGUGAGGUAAUUGUCCCUGUCUCUGAUCCACAACUGAUGCUUCCUACCGACUUUUCUUAUGGUGAGACGUCUAUCCGCUACAAUGCAACGGAUUCUUCAGGAAAUCGUGCAGUGCCCUGCGUCUUCACUGUGGCUGUACAGGAUGAAGAAGAUCCCAAAUUCACUGUCUGCCCUCAGUCCCCUGUAAGCCCCAUCACCACGGACCCUAACAGCAACACGGCCAACUAUAGUUGGGUGGCCCCUAUGGCGACAGAUAAUGUGGCAGUCAUGUCAGUGGACUCCUCCCACACAAGUCCAGCUGCACUUCCAAUCAGGAAUAAUACCAUCACUUACACAGCUACCGACCCUGCUGGAAAUACUGGCGUUUGUGAAUUCUACGUUACUAUCAUUGACGUGGAACCCCCCGCUGUGUCCCGUUGUCCAGCUGAUAUCAUCAAUUCAACUGACCGUGGUUCGAGUAACGCCACAGUGUACUGGCAAGAGCCUAUAUUCUCAGACAAUGAUGGAUUGUUUACCAACACAAGUACACAUAGCCCAGGGGACCCUUUUGGAGUAGGGAACACCACCGUCACAUACAAUGUCACCGAUGUAUCUGGUAACUUGGCAAACUGCUCAUUCCUGGUAACUAUUAAAGAUAAUGAGGUGCCUACAUUCGUAAAUUGCACCGAAGUGAUACUGACUGGCACAGAUCCAGGCAAAGCCACCAAAAAUGUCACAUGGGCCACACUGGAUUACAGGGACAAUGUUGGCAUUGAUAACAUAGUCAGCAGCCACAAAUCGGGUGACACCUUUGGCCUGGGGAACGUCACUGUGACCAUCUCAGUCAGUGAUGAAGCACAGAACACCGCCAACUGCUCGUUUGUUGUCACUGUCAUUGAUGAUGAACCUCCAAGUUUUAAAGCCUGUCCUGCUGAUAUCAUCAACAGUACCGACGCUGGACUGAAUUCAUCUGUUGUCUACUGGCAAGAGCCAACGAUCACAGACAAUGUUGGGGUGGUUGCUAACUAUAGAUCCCACAGCCCAGGCGAUGUCUUUCCUGUGGGGAACACCACAGUAAUCUACAAUGCCAGUGACAGUGCUGGUAACACGAACAACUGCUUAUUUAGUGUCACUGUGGAAGAUGAUGAGCCUCCAGAUUUAGUGUGCCCUGUUUAUGUUGUCAACAGCACUGAUGCUAAUCAGAAUUCUUCCAUUGUCUUCUGGCAAGAACCUAGAUUCACUGACAAUGUUGGCAUCGUCAGUAAUGAAAGCUCCCACCGUCCAGGGGAUGUUUUUCCCCUCGGUAACGUCACGGUUACCUACUCAGUCAGUGACAAAGCUGGGAAUGUGGCCAACUGCUCGUUUAUUGUCAGUGUUGAAGAUAACGAAGCCCCAAAUGUCAUGAAUUGCCCAGCUGAUGUGGUCAAUAGUACCAUGGCCAACCAGAGUUCGGCUUUUGUUUACUGGCGGGAACCGUCCUUCUCUGACAAUGUGGGCGUGUUCAGCCGUGACAAUUCUCACAGUCCAGGGAAUGUUUUCACAUUUGGUAACACUACCGUAACCUAUACUGCCAGUGAUGCUGCCGGGAAUGUCAGGAACUGCUCUUUCAUUGUAAUUGUUCAAGACAACGAAGCCCCUACUGUGUCAAACUGUCCAGAAGACCUAGUUAGUGAUACUGAUCCUGCCCUGGCUUCCUCCAUUGUCUACUGGCAAGAACCAACCUUCUCCGACAAUGUGGCCAUAGUUGGUAACGAAAGUAGCCACAACCCAGGAGAUGUGUUCUCUGUGGGUAACACAACCGUAAUCUACUCCGUCAGCGACAGCUCCGGAAACACUCUCAACUGCUCGUUUUUUGUCACUGUCGAAGACACUGAGGCCCCAAUGUUCAGCACCUGUUCAAGUGUGACAAUUGAGGUAGAUCCCGGACAAGCCACGUCCAUGCAGGAGUGGAUGUUUCCUGUUGCUACAGAUAACGUGGCCGUGACAAGGAACAGUUCCACCCAGCAACGAGGUGGCAGUCUAUCCCUAGGGGUUCAUGAAGUGACAUACGUUGUUUACGAUGCUGCAGGAAAUAAUAACACCUGUGUGUUUGAGAUCAUUGUUGAAGACAAUGAGAUGCCUAACAUCACAAACUGCCCCAUGGAUGUCACUCUAAACACAACUAGAGGCAGACCAGUAGUAACCUACAGUUUCCCCACACCUGUCUGCAUAGACAACGCCGGAUCUGUGACUGUUACCACGUCCAAGUUGGAUGAUGAAUACAGCAUUGACGACACCACAGUGAUCAUAGCCUGCUUGGACGAGGCAGGGAACACUGACACUUGCACCUUUACUGUAACCGUCCAAGAUGUAGAGUCUCCUCGACUGCUGAUGUGCCCUACCAACGUGGAAGCCUUUGCAGAUCCAGGUAUGAAUGUAAGUAUCUCCUGGACUCCACCCACGGCCGAAGACAACUCUGGGUGGGUAACAGUCUCAUCCACUCACAGACCGGGGGAUGGAUUCAUGAAUGGCACGCACACUGUGAUUUACACUGCGAAGGACCCAUCUGGAAACAUGGUCAGCUGUAACUUCAGUAUCACUGUAUAUGCUAGCGACAAAGUUGCCCCAAUGGUUGUCCAGUGUCCCAAUGACACCACAGUGUCAGCUGACCCUGGUGUAAACUUUACUGUUGUCACGUGGCCGCCCAUUGUCAUCAACGACAAUGUUGGCGUGACAGCUCUUGAUAGGCCUAUGUCAUAUCCAAAUGGGUCGGUAUUCUACAUCGGUUCUGUCACUGUCAGUUACAGAGCUUCAGAUCUUGCUGGUAACAAAGGAAGUUGUAACUUCACGGUGACUGUUGUAGAUACUGAGGCACCUGUUCUCACCAACUGCUCUGGCGACAUAGUAACAUUCACUGAGCUGAAUUCAAAUGGAACCAUCAGUGUCAGCUGGGAUGAUCCCGUUGUCAUGGAAAAUGAUGUCUACUCCGUCACACAAACUCCUUCCCCUGGUCAUUUUUACUCGGUGGGAAAUACAACCGUCACUUACUUUGUCGAGGAUAGCAGUGGUCUCAAUGACACCUGCGAGUUCCUUGUCACAGUUCUAGACAACCAACCUCCAAUGUUCAGCAAUUGUCCCUCUGAUAUGGAGAGUCCCACCGAUGCUGGUGCUGCCAAUGCUACCGUUGUCUGGACUGAACCAGAUGCUAACGACAAUGUUGCUGUCAUAAGUGUCACUAACAGUUCUGCUCCUGGGACAGUUGUGGGUCUUGGUGAUACCCUUCAGGUUGUGUACAUUGCGUACGACGCUGCUGGGCUUAAUGACACUUGUCUGUUUGAGAUCACUGUUGUAGAUGAAGAAGACCCAGACAUUAAAAGCUGUCCUGCUGAUGUCAUCGUCAAUGCAACGGCUGGUACAUCCAGUGCUAAAGUUUUCUGGGACGAACCCACAGCCACAGACAACUCUGGCACCGUGACGUUAACCGCAGCUAUCAGACCAGGCAAUGUAUUCGACAUAGGAAAAAUGACCACCACCUACAUUGCUUUAGAUGAGGCUGGUAACACGGACCAGUGUACAUUCCAGAUCAUUGUCCAAGAUGUGGAAGAUCCUAUGCUAACGAUGUGCCCAACAGACAUUAACAUCUACACACCCCCGGGCACAAACAUAUCUAUCACGUGGACACAACCAAGAGUUGUAGACAAUUCUGGUGAUGUAACUCUCUCCUCAAACUUCAACCCUGGGGAUAAGUUUGCAAAUGGCACGUACCUUGUGAUCUACACAGCUGUGGAUCCGUCUGGCAAUUCUGAUAACUGUUCUUUUAUCAUCCAAGUGAAUUCUACGGAUACCAACCCACCAAUGAUCUCCUGCCCUUCAGAUGUAAUGGUUCCCGCCGAUAAUGGCACCAAUUCCACCACUGUAACAUGGCCCCCACCACCAUACAUGGACAAUCACAGAGUGGUAUCAGUGAACGUAUCUAAGGCAAAUGGCAGUUUGUUCUACCUUGGAACCAAAGUGGUGGUUUACACAGUCUAUGAUGUUGCUGGAAACAAUGAUUCCUGUAGCUUCAAUGUCACGGUUCUAGACAUGCAAAUUCCUAUUAUUAUGAAUUGCCCUGGUGAUGUCAACGAGACGACAGCUCCAGGCCAGCCCACUGUCAAUAUCUCUUGGACUGAGCCAACAGUGUCUGACAAUUCUGGGUCUUUCAACAUUGACCAGUCUCACUCUCCCCCCUCGAUAUUUCCCGUUGGACCAACCAAAGUAGUCUACCUUGUUAACGACAGUUCAUCGAAUUUAGCCAUGUGUGCCUUCAAUGUAACAGUCACUGAUGACGAGAGCCCAGUGUUUAAUUGUCCUUUGAAUGUCACCAAUUCCACUUUGCCCGGCCGGUACGUGGGCACCUUCUUCAUUACUCUUGUGGCUACUGAUAACGUCAAAGUGACGUACAGCAACUCCACCCACCAGCCUGGUGAUGAACUUGAUGUGGGUAACACCACUAUUGAGUUCUAUGCUCGAGAUGCAGCUGGCAAUGAAGCUGUCUGCCAAUUCACUGUCACCAUCAAAGACGACGAGAACCCCCAGAUCAUCAACUGUUCAUCAGAUAUUUAUACCAAUACCAGUCAGGGUUCCAAUAUGGCAUUUGUGGAGUGGACUAAACCAGUGGCAGUGGAUAAUUCUGGCAUGGUGACACUGACCAAUGACAGUAAUGAUAGCAGCAUGUACCCAAUCGGUUCCACUGUCAUCAAGUACAAUGCUUCGGACUCAUCAGGCAAUUUGGAGACUUGCCAGUUCACUGUUUUUGUCAGUGACUUUGAAGAUCCACAAGUCACCUGUCCACCAAACAUUGAGGCCUUUGCAGACAACGGCACAAAUGUUCGCCUCAACUGGACAAUGCCAACGGCCACUGAUAACUCAGGCAUGGUUACUCUGAACUUCACCCAUCAGCUUAACUCGGAGUUUCCUCUGGGUACCACUUAUAUCACUGCCACAGCGUCUGACCUGUCUGGAAAUUCAGCAAGCUGCACAUUCACUGCCACUAUCUAUCCAACCGACGUUGAGAUGCCGAUGAUCAUAUGUCCUCCAGAUGUCUCUGGGCUGACUGACCAAUGGAUGAAUUCAACCAACCUGACGUGGAUAGUCCCCCAGUAUCGAGAUAAUCAGGAGAUUGUUGUGUUUAAUGUCAGUCAUCAAAAUGGCAGUCGUUUCACCAUUGGUACCACCGUGGUUACCUACUUCAUUGCUGAUCGUGCAGGAAACAAUGCCUCUUGCUCUUUCAAUGUGACAGUCGUAGAUGCAGAAAAGCCAGUGUUCUUGGAUUGUCCCUCUGAUGUCUUUAUCAUGAAUAACGAGUCCCGAGUUGUCAACUUCACCCAGCCAGAAGUCACAGACAAUUCUGGGGGACCGGUGAAUGUCACCAGCAACUACCCGUCUGGAACCCAGUUCCCUUUCAGUGACACAAUUGUUAUAUUCACCGCUGAGGACAAGAGUGGAAACAGGGCCACCUGCAAUUUCACAGUAUCUGUUGAUGAUUCCGAGGCUCCUGUGCUGCUGAACUGUUCCUCCAACAUUGACCUGUACCUAUAUAAUGACAGUGCUAAUGCAACAGCCAACUGGACUGAACCAAUGUUCUCUGACAAUUCUGGCGUCUUCAUGGUGGAUCAGGAGUUUUUUCCUGGAGACCAGUUUCCAGUUGGCGUCAAUGAAAUUGUGAUCAGUGCUACUGAUGAGGCAGGCAACAUGGUGGCCUGUGUUUUUAAUGUCACCGUUAUUGAUUUGUCGCCUCCUGUUAUAGUCAGUUGCCCAGGCAAUAUGAGCACCAACACCGAUCCCAAUAAGCCAACAGCCAAUGUGUCAUGGCCACUAGCCCAGGUACUUGACAACGUUGAGGUGGCCUCUGUCAUUGUGACCCAGGAACCAGGCACUGCCUUUCCUAUUGGAACCACCCUGGUGACUUAUACUGCUACAGACUCCUCGGGGAACACCGAUCAGAACGAUUGCAGAUUCUACAUCCACGUAUCAGAUAAUGAGGCUCCGAUGUUUGUAAAUUGUCCCAGUCACAUGAUGUUUUCUACGGACGUCGGUGUUGGUGAAGCCACUGUCAGCUGGACAGUUCCAAUGGCCACUGACAAUGUAAAUGUGACCUUCUUUGAAGCAUCUCACCGGCCUGGGGACAAUUUCUCGCUGGGACCGACAGAAGUGACCUACAGGAUUGCUGACAGCGCCGGCAAUAAUAACACAUGCUCUUUUAUCAUUACAAUUAACGAUGAAGAGGGUCCUGUCUUUCAAAACUGCCCCGACAAUGUCACUGUAGCGACAGAUCCAGGAAGUGACAUGGCUAUUGCCACCUGGAAUACACUAGUUGCCAUUGACAACAGCGGUGCAGUGAUCACGCCAACCAGCAACAGUCGGUCAGGUGAUUCAUUUGCCAUUGGCUCAACAACAGUGUUGUACAUCGCUUUGGAUCCCAACAAUAACAUUGGGCGUUGCGAGUUUGAAGUAAUAGUCAUUGCCAGUGACAUGCUGAUGAUAGCCUGCCCAGCCGAUUUGACCCUGUUCACUGAUCCCAGUGUGAACAGCAGCACGGCAUCGUGGCCUGCGCCUGUGUUUAACAGCAGCAUUGUGGUGGCGGUCAACUCUUCCCAUGCUAACAACAGUCGGUUUGAGGUGGGCCAUACUGUGGUUAUCUAUACCAUCACAGGCAAAGACGGAAGGAACGCAAGCUGUGACUUCUUUGUAACUGUCAUAGAUAAUGAGAGCCCAGUUUUCAGCAGAUGUUCUUCCAACGUUGUUAGCUCUGCCUCACCGAGUAUGGCCACUGGUACUGCCUUCUGGGUGGCCCCAACAGCCUCAGACAACGUUGGAGUGACCAACCUAACCUCCAACUACGAACCCAUGGCUGUCCUGCCCAUAGGAAGCACUGUGGUAACCUACAUGGCCAUUGACGCUGCAGGCAACAGGGCCAACUGCUCAUUCAGUGCAAUUGUUGUCGAUAAUGAGGAUCCUGUGUUCACGUUUUGCCCUGUCACUUUGGAAUUCAUGGCUGACGCAUUUGGUAACGUCAUUGUGCCAACCAGUGGCAUGCCAAUCGCCACCGAUAAUGAUGGCCCACCGUCUGUAUCAACUAAUUACAACUUGGCAAUGCUCGAUGUUGGAUCCACAACCCUUGUUGCAUUCACCGCCAUGGAUGACGCUGAAAACAUGGCCACUUGCAAUGUCAAUAUCACUGUCAUUGCCAAUUCAGGAGACUCUCCCCCACUCUUCACAUCUUGCCCAUCCAACAUUGUGGUCAGCACCGUCAUGACACAGUCCUACGCUCUGGUGACAUGGGCUGUGCCUCAGGCCCAAGAUGACCGCAGUACACCUAUUGUCAUUGAGCAGAGUGGCUAUAUGCCAGGCAGACAGUUCGCUAUUGGAAUGUGGAUGGUGAUAUAUGUAGCAACGGACUCCAUUGGGCAGACAGCAUUCUGUGAAUUCAACAUUACUGUGCUAGAUCAAGAAGAUCCGGUGAUUGUAAGGUGCCCUGCAAACAUUAAUGGGGUCACCAUAAAUAAUGCCCCCAUAGUUGUCAGUUGGACUCCGCCCACAGCCUCAGAUAAUUCAAGGGAGUUCACCUUGCAAGCCAAUGAUAACCAUGCCCCGGGAGAAAUGCUGAAUGUGGGGAUGUAUGACGUCAUCUACACUGCCACGGAUCCCAGCGGAAACACGGCUAAUUGCGAAUUUCAAAUUACCAUUGAGAAUGAUGCCCCUCCAGAGUUCAUCUCUUGCCCCUCCAGCACUGUGGUGCCGACUGAUCCUGGUCAGUCCUACGCCACAGUCAGCUUCUCUUAUCCAAACCCCACUGAUGACCGCAGCAGCCCAAUGCUGUUUGGUAGUCACGGUCCUGGCACUCAGUUCCCAAUCGGUGACACCACUGUCACCUUCACAGCCUACGACUCGGCCAGUCAGUCUGCCCAGUGUGUCUUUGUCAUUACUGUGGAAGAUCGUGGGGACCCAGUCAUUAUGGACUGUCCAUCUGGCCAAACUGUCUACGUCCUGUCCACCAGUGACGUAGCUGCUGUCUACUGGACGUCACCAACGGCAAACGAUACCAAUAACUUUACUCUAACAUCUAACCGAAAUCCGGGCGAUGAGUUUGAAACUGGUUCAACUCAAGUCACAUAUACAGCAACAGACAUGUCUGGGAACACAGACACGUGCUCAUUCUCCGUGGUCGUGCAAGAAACACUCCCAACAUAUGAGACCACGGGUAGUGUAGCAUUGAUAAGGAUUGGCUCCAUGACCAGCCCAUUUGUGGCUAACGAUGUCCAGACUACACUACCUGGGCUCAGAAGUGAUAUGGAUAGACUUUUCAGGACCAGUUCAGUCAGCGAUGACUUUGUCGGCAUAACUGUCACCGGCAGCUCGGUUGAAACCAGUGACAAAGCUCUCAUAGAGUUUGUUAUUUACUUCGCUGGCUCCCCUGCGCCAAAUGAUACCCAAAUAUCAGAUGCUUUUUAUGCUGCUCUUGGACCACUUGAGAACCAGUUUGAUACCGGUAACCAGAUUGAUCCAGGCACAUUCAUGCUGAGUUUGACCACAUGUCAGCAGACGUCUUGUCAGAAUGGAGGCAGUUGUGUCCCGCAAGAAAACUCCUUCGUUUGCAUGUGUACGUUAUUCUGGACAGGAGACUACUGUGAAACAGACAUCAAUGAAUGUGUGGAGAACAACCCGUGUGCUGCUGACCGCAUCUGUAUCAACUUGCAAGGAAGCUACUUGUGUGGAUGUCAAGCCGGCUUCUUUCUUGUUGGAGACACCUGCCUAGCCACAUCGGAAUUCAGUGGGUCAUUUGCCAUCACGCGCAUUGGUAGUUCAGAGGCUAUAUUUACCCGGGAUCUUGAAGACCCAACAUCGGACCAGUACCAGAGAAUAGCUGGAGAUGUCAUCGGUGUGCUGGACAGUAUCUUUGCAGACGAGAGCUCCUACAUCGAAUCUCAUGUUGUUAGCAUGUCCAGUGGUAGUAUCAGGGUCCAAUACGUCCUUGUCUUCACUGAGGACACCAACGUGACCGAAGAUGUGGUUACCAACCAAAUGAGAGCGAGUAUUGCUGCAGACGGCGAGAUUGCAAGCAGCACCCUCUAUAUCAGACUGUCGUCCCUGUCUGUUGCUAGGCAUGUAUGUCCAGCUGGUUAUUGUAAGAAUGGCGGCACCUGUUCACCAGAUCCUGUGACAUAUGAGAGCACGUGCAUAUGUGAGAGUGUGUACUCUGGCAGCCGCUGUGAGAUUCACAAUGCUUGGUCACCAUUGGUCAUUGCCAUGGUAACGGUUGCCGGGAUACUCCUCCUGAUCCUGGUUGGUGUGUUCAUCUCCUGCUGCAUCUUCUUCCACAAACACCUAGAGGAGACGAAGGGGCCCAAGCACGCAGGUGAUGUGGAGGGACGGGACUCAUUUCUCAAAGUGUCUCAGCCUGUGCUUCCCUGGAGAUCCUCGUCACCCUCCACUGAUGAGCCACCCCAUCACCCUAGAGGUAGUCAUGUCUCCACAAGCUUUGCCUUGCAGUCCACCCGUUUGGAUGCUGGUGCUGGUUGCUACAGACGCAGUAGAGAUGAUGUUCCAAAUGGCCAACAAUCCUCCAUGUUCAUCAGACCUUACGUAGUAACGGGCCAAGAAGCUGCCAUGAGUUCAACCACGGUCCUGAAUAACUUGUAGAUGAAACCAACCUUUUUAAUAUUCAUGAUGAUUUGAUGUCUGAUAUUAUUGUCAAGAUAUGCUCAUGGGGGCUGUAGCUGAACAAAAUUCAUUCUAGCACAAAUGUUUGACCAUUUUUCAGAGUUUUGAUUUUAAUUAUGCUAAAUUUGAGUCAAAUCCAACUUGACUUCACUUUGAUUACAAAAGUACAGAACAAGUUGAUUUAUUGCUUAAAUCUUACAAUGGUUUCGAACAUGUCAAAAAAUAACUUAGCAUUCCAUUCAUUUCAUUAGCACUCAAAAGUAUUUUAACAUUCGUCUUCCGUCAGUUUCUAGCAAUGUAGAUGAAGCCAGCUUUUUGACACAUGCUAAAACGUGUCAGUUAACUUAUUUUGUAUUCGAAAAGGUAUCCCUGGCAUUACUCCAUGUCUCUAAACAUUUGUUUGAACUGUCCUGGCAGCAUUUUGGGUAGAUGUGUUUUAAUUGUUAACGUUAAUGAUUUCUGGUUGAGUAUGUUUAAUAUCUGAGAUGUAAAACUAAUUUCUAACAGAAUUUUGCUUUAAUACUGUCUCUCUAAAGGACAUAGCUGAAGUUCACUUUCUUUGAUGUUGUUUUUUAGAACUCUUGGUAGAGUCCUCCAAGCUGAGGCAUUUUGAUAUCGAUAACUUCUAAUAAGUUAGGGUUUACAUUUGGUGAUAAGUAAUAGAUGUUGGGAUAACGCCAUCUAGACAUGUAAACCGAAAAGGUAUCUCCGAAAUGUUGUGCAGAGACGAACGUUUUGUUGUUUUAUUUUGUUUUGUUUGUCUGUUUUAGGAUAACAUAUUUUUAAUUACUAUCAAACUCUUCACAUUGUAUUCCACAUAUCCUGCUCGCUAAAUGGUUUGUAUAUAUGAAUUGUUUUAUAGGUUAUUGAGCUAACAAAGGUGUAUGCUUCAGAUCAUCAUCAUGGAAGUUUAAGAAUGUAUAAAAACACUUGAAAACUAAAAUCAAAUUCAAAGCACAUAAUUUGAUUUAGUUUUUGAAUUUUUGAAAUAAGAAAAUGAAGAAGGAAAGCUUCAACCUUGUUUAGAAAUGAAAGAAAUAAAAGGGGAUAAUACGCAUUGCAAUACCUAAA
Molecule: messenger RNA, 11583 nt
Organism: Acanthaster planci (crown-of-thorns starfish)
Lineage: Eukaryota; Metazoa; Echinodermata; Asteroidea; Valvatida; Acanthasteridae
Cellular component (GO): membrane
Molecular function (GO): calcium ion binding
Source: RefSeq, a predicted model, not a curated record